This is a messenger RNA of Daucus carota subsp. sativus, 648 nucleotides long. Its product is annotated as late embryogenesis abundant protein At1g64065. The record is from RefSeq and is a predicted model, not a curated record. The transcript has a single exon. NCBI's taxonomy places the organism in Eukaryota, Viridiplantae, Streptophyta, Magnoliopsida, Apiales, Apiaceae. The coding region runs from base 1 to 648 and encodes 215 amino acids.
AUGGAAGAUAAGGAGGAGCAUCAUCAAACACAUCCAUUGACUUGCACAAGCUGUCAUGCCCGAGUAGAGAAGGAGGCCGAGUCAUCAGAGAAGGCGACUAAGCUCAAAAACCGCCUGUUAUAUUAUUUGUUCCUUGUUGCACUGACUGCAGUCGAGACAGGUGUGAUCCUACUCUGUGCACUCACAGUCCUCAAAUCCAAGACCCCCAAUUUUCGUGUCCGGGCUGUGGCAGUCGAGGCCUUAAGAGUCAGCAACACAACCAACCCUUUCUUCAGCAUCACAUUCAAAGCAGAAUUCAAUGUCAGGAACAAAAACUUCGGCCAUUUCAGCUACCACAACACGACGGUCUACUUCUACUACGAAGAUGUCAAGAUCGGAAAGGCCUUCAUCCACAAGGCUCAGGUGGAUGCAAGAUCCACAAGAAAAUUCUACAUAAGAGUGAAGCUCACAUCCUCAUAUGUUUCGAAAAGCUCAUUGCUUUUCAUCCAGGACUUGAAAUCAGGGGUUUUGCCGAUAACCAUGCAGGCUAAAAUGACAGGGAAGAUCACAUUGUUGAAGUUACUGAAGAAUGACAAAUCCACCAACCUGAAUUGCAACAUGGAUGUAAUUGUGAAGAAGAGGCAGCUCAAGAACUUAAAGUGCAAGUGA